Messenger RNA from Trichosporon asahii var. asahii CBS 2479, 777 nucleotides. RefSeq lists its product as uncharacterized. The record is from RefSeq and is a predicted model, not a curated record. The transcript has 2 exons. The coding region runs from base 1 to 777 and encodes 258 amino acids. Lineage: Eukaryota; Fungi; Basidiomycota; Tremellomycetes; Trichosporonales; Trichosporonaceae.
AUGCCGGAUUCCAAGUCCGAUAUUGUGGACAUCCGCGAUCAUCCAGACUGGCAAAAAGGUGACUUCUCCCUGAUCUCGGCGGACGGGUGGCGAAUCAAGCUGACCAUCAGUGACACGUUUCGGGACGCUCUCAAUGCCGACAAGCCGACCAUAACUUUCACAGACCCCGAGAUGGAGAGUAAGCGUGUGCUCUCCUUCUUCGCUCGCCUCAUCUCACACCCCGCCGACAAGUCUGACACACCCAUUUUCGGCCUCGAGACGCACCUUGCCCUGAUUCGUUUCAUGCGCAAGCACGACUGCGAGCACACACUUGAAGUUUACUCCCUCUACCUCAAGGCUGCCCUUCUCUCCGAUCGCAUGCGACCAAUGGAGGCGUGGGUUCUUGGUGCCGUCUUGGACGACAGCGACAUCUGCGCCGCUGCGCUGAGGCAGGAGACGCCGCAGUUCCAGAAGGUGUACUGGCGCGCCCACUGCGCGCACCGCUACUAUGCCGCCAGCCCACAGAUCUUCAACAUCAGUGACCUGCCUCUCACCGCAUUGAGCGUUGUUCCGCCCAUACACUUGCAUGCGCUCGACAAGGUCCGCAGGAAGAACUGGGAGGAGCUAGUGCCUGAGGAGCAGCGGAAGGGGUACUCUGUCGAGAGGCUCAGUGCCCUGAAUGCGUCGCAGGAGUAUGCCGAAGUGGUGGCCCAGGUGCAAAGGCAACAGGCUGCGAAGAGAGGGGAGAGCAGAGUGUCGUCUCCCGCAGAGUCUGCUGCGAAGCGCCAGAGGACCUGA